Molecule: messenger RNA, 2059 nt
Organism: Phoenix dactylifera (date palm)
Lineage: Eukaryota; Viridiplantae; Streptophyta; Magnoliopsida; Arecales; Arecaceae
Product: E3 ubiquitin-protein ligase WAV3-like
Molecular function (GO): metal ion binding
Source: RefSeq, a predicted model, not a curated record
AACUGUCUGUGUGUGUGGAAACUGAACCAUAAAGCAAAGAACAGAGAGAGAACUUUCGUGGGAAACCCCAAAGCCAACAUCGGACGGAUAUUUGAAGAGAAGAAGAAGGGAAGGAAGGUUGCAGAGGAGGAGAGGAAGGAGCUGUUUUCCUAGAGAGGGGAUUCGUUGGAAGCUUGGGAAAUGGGGGGUGGAGCGUCGAGAUGGAGGAGAGCAGCCAAGAGGAUUGGGUUCCCCUGCGCCUCCUUCUCCGUCGAUGCCACCCCCACCACUCGCCGCCCCUCAAAAACCAUCUCGUGCUCCGCGGUGAGUGUAACAGGAGACAAGACGGAAGAAAAACCGGAGGAAUCCGGACCCACCGCGGUGUCUGAUAAGAGUCUAUGUGCCAUAUGCCUCGAGCCUCUCAGCAGCGGCGGCGGAGGUGGAGGCGGCGGCGGCGAUGACAGCGGUGGUCAGGCGAUCUUCACAGCCCAGUGCAUGCAUGCGUUUCACUUCGUGUGCAUCGCAUCCAAUGUCCGGCAUGGGAGCGUGACGUGCCCCAUCUGUCGAGCUCACUGGUCCCAGCUCCCGCGCGAUCUCACCAUCCCCUCCUCCCACCAUGCGGAUCCCAUCAUCCGCAUCCUCGACGACUCCAUCGCCACAUCCCGCAUCAACCGCCGCUCCUCCAUCCGCACCACCCGCUACGACGACGACGACCCCAUCGAUCCGGACACCGUCGCCGAAUCCACCCACCCUCGCCUCCUCUUCGCCCUCAUCGCGGCCCCGGUGCCGUGCAGCCACGGUCUCCACGCUCAUUCUCCAUGCGGGCACUUGAUGUCGUUGCACCACCAGUAUCAUUUCACCAGCCCUUCUACUUCCGUGCUGGUUCCGCCCGGUACGUCGCCAUGCAAGCAGAAGAGGGUCUACCUCUCGGUAAAGCUAUCGCACCAGCGAGCUACUGAUCUCGUGCUGGUGGCGAGCCCCAACGGGCCUCAUCUGAGGCUCCUCAAGCAGUCCAUGGCGCUUGUGGUCUUCUCGCUGCGUGCCGUUGAUCGGUUGGCCAUCGUCACCAACUCGGCUGCCGCCACCCGUGCCUUCCCCCUGAGGCGGAUGACGUCGCACGGAAAGCGGUCUGCCCUUCAGGUCAUCGAUCGCCUCUACUACCUAGGUGAAGCCGACCCCGAUGAAGGGCUUCGCAAGGGGAUCAGGAUACUCGAGGAUCGGGCGCACCAGAAUCCACUCUCUUGCAUCCUGCACCUCUCGGACAGCCCCACCCGAGCCAAUGAUCUGCAGGUCAACGUCCCAAUCCACCGGUUCCAUGUCGGGCUUGGGUUUGGGAUGUCGAAUGGGUUUGUGAUGCACGAGUUCGAAGAAUUCUUGGUGAGAUUGCUUGGAGGCGCGAUCAGAGAGACCCAGGUGAGGAUAGGAGGGGAGGGAGGAGUGGUCAGGCUUGGAGAGCUAAGGGGUGGGGAAGAAAAAAGGAUUCCAUUGGAUUUGAUGCGUGAUUGUGGGUUCAUCACUGUUGGUUAUAGCUUCAUCGAAGGAGGAGCAGAUGAGAGGCUGAAGACAGGGGAAGUGGUGGUAGGGAUAGGGGAGAAGAGUGAAAGAAGCCAUGUAGGUUGUGAGUUGGGUGGGAGAGAUCUGAGCAUUGGAGGGAGGAGGAGCAGCUGUGUUGAGCGAUGGGACUACCUCGACCCGUUCAUGGCACGACGAUGGGCGAAGCAUUUGCAUGGAUACAAGGCUUGAGGAUGCUGAAAUGUUUCGAGAACGGUUUGAAGUACUGGCCAUAAACACCACCAAAGGUUCAUCCCUGCACUCUGAAAUUUUAUCAUGCAACUCAACUUCAGAAGGAUUUCGGCCUCUAUCCAUGGAAAAUCUCCCAUCCACAUCAGUUUCUAAUUUUCUUCUUCCACCAAACUGCAUGUAGUCUUUUCUUUCUUGUAUUCCUUCCCCCAUUUCUCUAUUAUUUUAACUACCGUGUGAGUGUGGAUUUCUUUUUUCCUUUUUUUUUUUUUUUGUAAAAGCAGGCUUCGUAUGCAAUAUCUUGUUUCACAGGUUCCUUUCUAAAACUUAUAUUUUAUAA